Molecule: messenger RNA, 1346 nt
Organism: Paraphaeosphaeria sporulosa
Lineage: Eukaryota; Fungi; Ascomycota; Dothideomycetes; Pleosporales; Didymosphaeriaceae
Exons: 1
Coding region: 248-1249 (333 amino acids)
Biological process (GO): secondary metabolic process
Source: RefSeq, a predicted model, not a curated record
GUCCGUGAGCGGAGCAGCAUCCAACAUGAAGCCAUCCAGGCUAUCGUGUGUGUGUGAAUUGGACCACGUUUGAUGGCUGUCACUCCCCCAGCGCGAGUGGAAGGCGCGCCUGGGAAUUCGUCCGAAAGGAUUAUGGAGGAACACGGAUGAACACUCGUACGAAUACGAACGCAUACUUAUACCUGUCUAGCAGCCUUGCCUUGUCUCUCCAGUCUCACCAAGUCCUCAAUCUCAGCGUCCUUCAAGCAUGGUCGCCUACAAGGACAUCCAAGCGUCCAACGCCUCCAUCAAUGACGCAAACGCCCCGCGCGUGGCUGUCUUCGUGGGAGGAACCUCUGGCAUCGGCCAGCUCACCCUUCGCGCUCUGGUAGCGACGGGAACCAGCCUACGAAUCUACCUUAUCGGGCGCCCGAGCUCCGAGGAGCGUAGCCGCCGCUUCAUUCAGGAAUUGCAAACCGUGAACGCCAGCGCUGAAGUGAUCUGGGUUGAAGCCGACGUCUCGCUGCUCGCCGAAGGGAAGAAGGCGUGUGAACAUAUCAAGAGCAGGGAAUCCCGCAUUGACCUUCUCUUCCUUACGACAGGAUAUUCACCCUUCGGCGUCCGUCAAGAGACUUCUGAAGGCCUCGAGACGUCACUCGUACUAUCCUACUACACACGCAUGCUAUUUAUCUUGCACUUGCUUCCUCUCUUGAGGAAAUCCGAAGCUCCGCGGGUCGUCAGCGUCUUGGGCGGUGGCAUGGAACGCACGAGCAGCAUCAACGUGGACGACAUUGACCUUGAGAAACCGGGUAGCUUCGGCAUCACGACCGCCCAGCCACAUUAUGCGGCCCUGCAAACCGUCUUCCUGGACAAGGCGGCGUCUGAACACCCAGAUGUUACCUUCAUUCAUGCUUGGCCGGGCAUGGUGAAUACAGGAAACGUGUGGAGAGGGCUGCACGCGAGUCAAUCUAUUCUGUAUUGGUUUAUCUGGGGUCUACUUGAGCCGCUGAUCCGAUUGAUAUCUUCCACAGAUGAUGUGGCAGGUCAAAGAAAUUUGUUUCUGUGCACCAGCGCUGCGUUCGGGGGCCGUGGUGUGCCCUGGACAGGACAGGCUGGCACGAGCACGCUAAGGACGCGCGACGGAGGACUGUUCCUUGCCAACUACAAGUGCGACUCGACUCCAAAUGACAAAGUCGUCCACGUGCUGAGGGAAAAGGCGUCGGCGAAGGUUUGGGAGCAUACACAUGAAGUCUUGAGACCGUACCUGUAGGCUGAAGACUGAUAUGGACAUUGGGCAUGUCGAGCUUAUCACGACUGGAGCUAUCGCAUCUACUGCGCCGCUUCUUCCGCACAAAUAUUAUCCAUGC